Messenger RNA from Trichosurus vulpecula (common brushtail), 2695 nucleotides. It is a transcript of the gene CAP1, whose product is annotated as cyclase associated actin cytoskeleton regulatory protein 1. Lineage: Eukaryota; Metazoa; Chordata; Mammalia; Diprotodontia; Phalangeridae. Bases 97 to 1524 code for a protein of 475 amino acids. Gene Ontology annotation, cellular component: cytoplasm. The transcript is spliced from 13 exons. The record is from RefSeq and is a predicted model, not a curated record. Gene Ontology annotation, biological process: regulation of adenylate cyclase activity; cytoskeleton organization; cell morphogenesis. Gene Ontology annotation, molecular function: actin binding; adenylate cyclase binding.
GGUCGCGCGGAGCUUGCUGGGCGGUUCCUGCCGGAAGUGAAGGGCGGCUGAGCGCAGGCAGCAGCUGAGGCGGACGGAGGACGGAGGUGCUAAGCUAUGGCUGAUAUGCAAAAUCUGGUGGAGAGGCUGGAGAAAGCAGUGGGCCGACUAGAAGCAGUAUCCCACUCCUCUGGCAUGCACGGAGGGUGUGGAGACAGUUCUCCGAAAGGAGGAGUAGCUCCGUACGUGGAAGUUUUUGACUCUCUGCUUGCUGGCCCAGUAGCAGACUAUCUAAAGAUCAGCAGGGAAAUUGGGGGAGAUGUUCAAAAACAUGCUGAGAUGGUCUACACAGCUCUGAAGAUUGAACGCUCCCUUUUGGUGACAGCCUCUCAGUGCCAGCAACCAGAUGGGAAUAAGCUUUCAUCUUUCUUGGCACCUAUCUCUGAGAAGAUCCAGGAGAUUCAGAACUUUCGAGAGAAGAACCGAGGCAGCAAAUUGUUCAAUCAUCUAUCAGCUGUCAGCGAGAGUAUCCCUGCUUUGGGUUGGGUGGCCAUGGCACCAAAGCCUGGCCCUUAUGUGAAGGAAAUGAAUGAUGCUGCCAUGUUUUAUACAAACCGGGUGCUCAAGGAAUUCAAAGAUGUGGAUAAGAAGCAUGUGGACUGGGUAAAAGCUUACCUGACUAUCUGGACUGAUUUGCAGGCAUACAUUAAGGAGUACCACACCACUGGCCUAGCCUGGAGCAAAACGGGACCCACAGCAAAAGAACUGAGUGGCCUGUCAUCAGGCCCCUCAGCUGGAUCAGCCCCUCCUCCUCCACCACCUGGACCACCUCCUCCACCCAUCCCCACUAGCUCUGGCUCUGAUGAGUCUGCUUCUCGGUCGGCACUCUUUGCUCAGAUUAAUCAGGGAGAGGGCAUCACACAUGCUCUGAAACAUGUAUCAGAUGACAUGAAAACUCAUAAGAAUCCGGCCUUAAAGAGCCAGAGUGGACCCGUGCGCAGCGGCCCCAAGCCUUUCACAGCCCCCAAGCCGGCUGGCGGAGCCACUCCCAAGCCAGCCGCCAAGAAGGAACCCCCAGUGCUGGAGCUGGAGGGCAAGAAAUGGAGAGUGGAAAACCAGGAGAAUGUUUCCAACCUAGUGAUCAGUGACACAGAGCUGAAGCAAGUGGCUUACAUAUACAAGUGUGUGAGUUCUACACUCCAUAUCAAGGGCAAAAUCAAUUCCAUCACAUUAGAUAACUGUAAGAAGCUUGGCCUGGUGUUUGAUGACGUUGUGGGGAUUGUGGAGAUCAUAAACAGCAAAGACGUCAAAGUUCAGGUGAUGGGUAAAGUGCCAACUAUUUCCAUCAAUAAGACAGAUGGCUGCCACGUAUACCUGAGCAAGAAUUCUCUGGACUGUGAGAUAGUCAGUGCCAAGUCUUCUGAAAUGAAUGUCCUCAUUCCCACAGAAAGUGGUGACUUUAACGAGUUCCCUGUCCCUGAGCAGUUCAAGACGCUGUGGAAUGGGCAGAAGUUGGUUACCACAGUGACCGAAAUUGCUGGAUAAGGAGUGUGCCACUGGGUCCUGUGCCCUCCCCCCCAAACCACGGGAUACACCUGCAUUCAGAUGAUUCUCUUCUAGAUUUCCUCUACCUUUCUGCUCUUAAAGGCUUCUCUUUCCUUGGAGAAGUACAGCUACCUGCCUUCACUGAAUAUACCUCAGGCUGAGAUGUGGGGUGGGGCAGCAGGUCAGUUGGGCAUCUGCAUGUGAUCUGCAGGAAGGCGCAUCUUCUCCAUGUCAGCUUGAACCACACCACCAAUCUCUUGGUGAACUCGAGACCCUUUCGGAUGGGCUUCAGCUUUGGGAAGGGGGACACAUGGCUCCCUCCGGAUGAAUGGACCAGGUUGUUCCUGCAAGGGUCAGGCCUUUUGGUAAUGCAUUUCAGGAAGGUAGUGGAAGCUGAUGUGUAACCCCAGCUAGAUAUUCUAACCAAACUAAUUCACUGGCACCAAGUGAUGUUCCUGGGCCCCAGUGACAUGGCUGCCCUGGACCAAAAGCCAACACUCGGGCAACAGCAUUCCAAGCAGACUGGUUUCCCUGUUAGCAUUCCAUAUUCUCCUCUCAUUCUGUCUGUGCCAUGCCAGGAGGUUCCCUUGUACCAGCUGCCAGAGGAAGUCGGGGCUACAACAGACAGUCCACCCUACAGCAGUUAGGUGAAAGCUGGGUCCUCUUCAUGUGAGCCUUUGGGGUGUCGGCCAAGCACCUCUCUUCAGAAAAGUUUUUUAAAAAUUAUUCCAAGGAAUCUGGCAUUCCUUCUUCCCUUCCAUUAACUAUUAUGAAUCUUGACAGGUGCCUGUCGUCUGUUCUCUUUCAGAAUUGUCUUGGCUCAUGCCAUGUCUUGGCGCCUGCCUUCUUGUCCCUAAACGGUUUGACCUUUUCUUGGCUGGGAGGCUUAUGGCUUUUGUUUAUAUCCUGAACAGAAGCGUGAAGCCUUCAUUACAGGCUGUUGCAUGGGCUUGAACUUGAUGGUUUCAGGCCUUGAAUAGCUUUUCCUAUGUAUAAAUGGUUUUUAUUUUCCCUUUAGAAUAUUUACUAAAAUAUGCAAUUUUUUUUAAAAUUUUUGGUGGGGGGGGGGACUGUCCUGUGACUUCUACCCAUUCCUGAGGCUUGUGGGAAUAAACCUUUAUGUACUUAAAAUUAUACAGAAACUAGAAUAAAGUUAAUGCCAACUUGCUCA